CUUCCUUCCUUCACAGCGUGGAUUUCAAUGACAUUCUUUGAGCUUUCAUAAGACGGCUCUUUUCUCAGUUUAAACAUGCAUUUACAGUUUUUAUUCAGAACAAUUACAAAAGAAGCUUUAAAGGGCAACAUUUGCCAUCAUGUGCAGUCAUUACACACAGGAUAUCAGCUCCUGGCAGCAGACAAAGCCCUCCUGAUGAAACUGAGGAAAAACACUGGCUACACGUUCAUAAACUGCAAGAAAGCUUUGGAGAAGUUUGAUAAUGAUAUAGCUCAGGCUGAAAGCUGGCUACAUGAACAAGCUCAGAAAGAGGGCUGGAGCAAAGCAAACAAACUGGAGGGUCGAAAGGCCAGAGAAGGCCUGAUUGGUCUGUUUGUAGGAGAUAAAGUUGCAGCAAUGGUGGAGGUGAACUGUGAGACAGAUUUUGUUGCUCGCAAUGAGAUGUUCCAGCAGCUGGUGAAAGAUGUGACUUUAGCCAGCUUAGCUCACCAUCAAAGUAAAAAUCAAAGCCAUGCUGGAUAUGUAAAGAGUUUACUGGUUGGUGAUGAGUUAAGCAAACUCAGUAUGGGUAACAGACCUUCACUAGCCGACCAUGUGGCUUUCACAAUAGGUCGACUUGGUGAAAACAUUUGCGUGAAGCGGGCCGUAACUGUGGGUGUCCCAGCUGAGUGGCACAUUGGCUCAUACAUACACGGCAGCGUCAGCAGCCAGACUGAGGUGGCCGUAGGGCGUUACGGUGCGCUGGUGAUGUUUCGGGGCGGAAAGGAGGGAGAACAGGACGCUUUGGGUAGUAAAUUAGGACAGCACAUAGUGGGGGAGGCCCCUGUGUCUUUGGGUAAUAUGGAUGACCUGUCUUGUGGUGACUCUGAGAAUCGUCUGCUGCCUCAGACCUUUCUGUUUGACCCCAGCAGGACUGUGGCAGAGUUCCUCAGGGGUAAACAGGCUGAAAUACUGGACUUUGUCCGAUUUCAGUGUGGUGAGACGUCAACAGAAGAGACUGAAUAAAGGAAGGGAACCUAUUAGUAAAGGUAAAUUACAGGUGAUAUCUUGUUGUGGAACAUGUAGUCAUACGUCUCCAUCGUGAAYUUUACAGCAGAAUAGUUUAACUUGSAGUCACUGAMGGUUGAUGAAAUUUACAAAUAGAAAAAUAAAACAUUUCUUCUGGAAAAA
Messenger RNA from Austrofundulus limnaeus, 1170 nucleotides. It is a transcript of the gene tsfm, whose product is annotated as Ts translation elongation factor, mitochondrial. Gene Ontology annotation, biological process: mitochondrial translational elongation. The transcript has 6 exons. The record is from RefSeq and is a predicted model, not a curated record. Gene Ontology annotation, molecular function: protein binding; translation elongation factor activity. The coding region runs from base 76 to 1005 and encodes 309 amino acids. NCBI's taxonomy places the organism in Eukaryota, Metazoa, Chordata, Actinopteri, Cyprinodontiformes, Rivulidae.